UACAGACAGAGGCAGGCGAAGACAUCGGGGCAGUCAUUCUAUGACAUAUAGUAAUAUGCUAUAAUAUUGCUAUUUUAAUUUGAGGAAUUUCUGGUAAAGUUGAAAGGACAAGAAAGGUUUACAGAUCUGUAUGCUUUUUACGUUUUCACCAUGACCAGCAGGAGGAUCCUCGUGAUACUGGCUCUGUUCCUCUUCUUCACCACGUCAAAAGGCUGCCCUAAGGGAUUUGGUAGAAAGAGGGGCAAAUGUGUUGAUGAGGAUGAAUGCAAUGAUUUGAUAAACCCAUGUGGAGACAAUGGGAACUGUAAGAAUACAAAUGGCAGCUUCUACUGCGAGUGUGACGAAGGUUUCAGACUCCAAACUAAUGUGACUUGUAAAGAUAUCAACGAAUGUUUGGAAACCCCAGACAUAUGUGGACCUAAUGCCAUAUGCCAAAACACAAUCCCACAAUAUUCCUGCAGUUGUAAGGAUGGGUUUUACCCAAGUGCUAAGGAGAAAACUUUCCUUCAUGAUAAAAAUGUUACAUGUACAGAUAUCAACGAAUGUUUGGAAACCACAGACAUAUGUGGACCUAAUGCCAUAUGUAAAAACACAAUCCCACAUUAUUUCUGCAGUUGUAAGGAUGGGUUUUACCCAAGUGCUAAGGAGAAAACUUUCCUUCAUGGUGAAAAUGUUAUGUGUACAGACAUAUGUGUGAUUAAGAAGACAAUCUGCGGAAAUGGAACGUGCUACCAGGGACCCAGUGGCCAUUACUGUGAAUGCCACGUAGGGUUCACUAACUACGGCAGAGAAAAGUCUCACUGCACCGAAUUUAACUAUGAUGUUAUCAAUGAAAUGAACAACCUGAACGAGACAUUUCCCAAUGCACACGGCCUUGUGAACCAGCUGAAGGGUUAUUAUCAGACGCUAGCAGAGAACAAAAGUCUAAAGGGGCUUGGUGAAGAGGACUUAUUAAAGAGACUGCUGUCUAUCAUUGAUGAGCUCUUGUCCGGUGGAGCCUUCCACGAUAACAGGAAAGUCUCCAACUUUCUGGACUUGGUGGAGUACAUUCUGAGGCUCAUAGGACCCUUCAUUGAUGCCCCAGGAGCAAAUAGAUCCUCCACUCACUCAGAGCUGGCGAUGUUUGUACAUAAAGAGCCUGUGUUACCCCAAGGGGCUAAGACUUUACCAUCUAAGCAAGCUCAGCUGGACAUCCAGCUGGAGACAGCUGCUGGAGAUCCCUCACAUUACCCCGGCUUCACAACAGUGUCCUUGUUGAGCUAUUUAAACCUGGAAGACUCUGCACAGUUCUAUGAUGGGAUGAAACCACAAGAGAACCAGACCUUUCAGAUAAACUCCAAAGUGGUGACUGUUACUGUCAGUAACAGAAACACAAGCCUUCUCAAAGAGCCAGUCAACAUUACUUUGUACCACCUGACGUCAAAUGAUACUCCCCACAUGUGUGUGUUCUGGGAUUCUUCUUGGAACGGAGGGUCAUGGUCUGCUCGUGGCUGCAGUGUAGUGGAGUCCAAUCUGAAAUACACUGUGUGUUCCUGUAAUCAUCUGAGCAGCUUUGCUGUGCUCAUGGCCCUCUAUGAGAUGGAGGACAGGUUUGAGCUGCAGCUGCUCACCUGGGUGGGCCUGUCCCUAUCACUGGUUUGCCUGUUCAUCUGCAUCUUGACGUUCUCAAUGAUCCGUUCCAUAAAAAGCCCAAGAACCACCAUCCACCUUCACCUCUGCAUCAGCCUCUUUAUUGCUAACCUCGUCUUCCUUUCAGGCAUCUCUCAGACAACGAACCGGGUUGGCUGUGGAGUGGUAGCAGGGCUGCUGCAUUUCUUCUACCUGGCAGCAUUUUGCUGGAUGUGUUUGGAAGGAAUACAACUCUUUAGGAUGGUAGUCCUGGUCUUUAAUGCAAACUUCAAAACCAGCUACAUGUUGGCAGGUGGCUAUGGCGUCCCAGCAGUGAUUGUUGCUGUCUCUGCAUUAGUUAAUCCCAAAGGCUAUGGCACCAAGACAUAUUGCUGGCUAAACUUGGAGUCCAUUUGGAGUUUCUUUGGCCCUGCCUGCCUGAUCAUCAUUAUAAACAUUUUCUUCUUUCUCAUCACUGUGUGGAAGUUGGCAGAGAAGUUCUCCAGUCUGAACCCUGACCUGGACAAACUGCAGAAAAUAAAGGCAUUCGUCAUCACUGCAGUGGCUCAGCUGUGUAUACUGGGCACCAUGUGGAUUUUCGGUUGUUUCCAGUUUCAGAAGGGCACCAUAGCCAUGUCCUACUUGUUCACCAUCCUCGGCAGCCUCCAGGGCCUGAUGCUCUUUGUCAUGCACUGUCUGUUUUCCAAACAGGUGCGGGAUGAGUAUAGAAACAUCCUUUCCAGAUUCUGCGCACCUCGGAAGAAGAGCUACUCUCAGUUUAGUAGCUCCCUCUCCAGCAAAGCACAUACAUCCAAGAGCAGCCACGACACAGGGGAGUCUCACAUUUGAGGAGCUCAGUGGGGACUUGGGAGAAACUGAUCUGCUGAAGACUGCCAUUUCACAGUCCACUAUUGCCCUGCCAUAUGUAGCCGACGCAUCAUUUUCUUUUCUUUUAUAAAUUUUUUUGCGAAGAUCGUUGUCGUUAAACAUAUGAAAUAAUCCACUGGAUUUCAGUCAUUCAAAACAAGCUAAGGAUAUCAGGAUCUAUGACUAAUUUAAGACAACAAAUGUUGAAAUUUGCAUUAUGAUGAUGAAGACCUGUUUUGACCUGUUUAUUUAAAAAUGCUUGUUGUCUUAUCCAGGUACUUUAUUCAACUAACAAAGACAAUCGUACAGCUAUUUCUGAGGAUUUUUUAAUUAUUUUUUAUUGAUCCUGGACCCAAGGACAGUUUGAAACAGAGCUAUAUUUUAAAUAUGUUUACAGUAUUUUGCUGGGCAUUCAUGCACUGUAUAUUGUAUCAAAUUUUGUUUAUUUAUGUUUGAAACUGCAAUUUCAGAAAUACCUUUACUUAGCACUUUCUGCAAUAUUAACAUGAUUAGAAGUAUAUAGUAGUAUAUAGUAUAGCAUAUAGUAGUUAACUAUAUAAUUGGACAUUGGAAUUGUGUUGAAGUUGAAAAUAGUCACCUUUGUGCACCUUUUUCAUUUUUGCAUUGCAUGUCUUUCAACAUGUGAAUUGUUUAGCUGUAGUUUUAAAUAUUUUAAGAAGAAGUGUUUUGCUGUUUUCUACUGGGAGCUUUAAACAGAAUAAAUAUUCUGAUAUUAUAUAUGAACUCAUA
This is a messenger RNA of Mugil cephalus (flathead mullet), 3225 nucleotides long. Its product is annotated as adhesion G protein-coupled receptor E2. Gene Ontology annotation, biological process: cell surface receptor signaling pathway; adenylate cyclase-activating G protein-coupled receptor signaling pathway. NCBI's taxonomy places the organism in Eukaryota, Metazoa, Chordata, Actinopteri, Mugiliformes, Mugilidae. The record is from RefSeq and is a predicted model, not a curated record. Gene Ontology annotation, cellular component: membrane. Bases 151 to 2457 code for a protein of 768 amino acids. The transcript has 20 exons. Gene Ontology annotation, molecular function: G protein-coupled receptor activity; calcium ion binding.